Messenger RNA from Tripterygium wilfordii, 1412 nucleotides. Its product is annotated as AT-hook motif nuclear-localized protein 22-like. The transcript has a single exon. The record is from RefSeq and is a predicted model, not a curated record. Gene Ontology annotation, cellular component: nucleus. Gene Ontology annotation, molecular function: DNA-binding transcription factor activity; minor groove of adenine-thymine-rich DNA binding. The coding region runs from base 408 to 1337 and encodes 309 amino acids. NCBI's taxonomy places the organism in Eukaryota, Viridiplantae, Streptophyta, Magnoliopsida, Celastrales, Celastraceae. Gene Ontology annotation, biological process: vegetative to reproductive phase transition of meristem.
CCCACAUGAUUUCCUCUUCUAGUUUUAGUUCUCUCCCUCUCUCUCUUCUUGCACUUCUUUCUCUUCCAGACUCUCAAGUCUUAACCACCAAACUUUUCAUCUUCAUAGCCAAAACCCAACUUAAUUUUCCUACUACGCAUCACAUGAGUUUGUAGUAGUAGGGUGAAAAGAAAGAUGAUCACUUGUUUCAUCUCUUUCACCUGAAAAUUUGGUGACUGAUGCUUAUUAGACCCCUCUCUUUUUUAGUUGAUAUCUAGCUAGCUACUAUAUCCACCCAAAGAACAACAACCCAAAAUUUCUCUCUCUCUUCUCUACUACUCUUUCAGUUCAAUUCAUACUUUCUUUUGUAUGUAAUUAGAAGUGAUAUUAACUUAUUAGGGUUUCAGAGGAACCAAACAAGAAAAAAGAUGGAUCCAGUUACAGCACAUGGUCGUCCUCUACCUCCUCCUUUCCAUGCCAGAGAUCUCCAUCUACACCCUCACCACCAAUUCCAACACCAAAAUUUGAAUUCCGAAGAGGAACAAAUUGGCAAUGGUAGCUUAAACCGCGGCCAGAAACGGGAUCGCGAAGAUAUCAACAUCACCAGCAACACAAGCAUCUUUGAUCAAGCCAAGGAAUUAGUCCCUUCAGGAAGCGGUGGCAGCGGAGAAGGAGGAGGAGCUGGAGGAGGAGGAGAAUUUACGCGAAGACCACGAGGAAGGCCGGCCGGGUCAAAGAACAAACCAAAACCACCAAUCAUAAUCACAAGAGACAGCGCCAACUCCCUCCGAUCCCACGUCAUGGAGAUCACCAACGGAUGCGAUGUAAUGGAGAGUGUUUCAACUUUCGCAAGGAGAAGACAGAGAGGGGUUUGUAUUUUGAGUGGCAAUGGAACUGUCACUAAUGUAACCCUAAGACAACCAGCUUCACCUGCUGCUGUUGUCUCCUUACAAGGUAGAUUUGAGAUUCUCUCACUUUCUGGAUCCUUCUUGCCUCCUCCGGCUCCACCGGCCGCGUCCGGUUUGACAAUCUAUUUGGCCGGUGGACAAGGUCAGGUUGUGGGAGGGAGUGUGGUUGGGCCGUUACUGGCGUCCGGUCCGGUGGUUGUUAUGGCAGCUUCGUUUGGUAAUGCCGCCUACGAGCGGCUUCCAUUGGAGGAGGAUGAGGGGUCGGCGGUGCAGAUUCCGGGGAGUAGUGGGCCCUUAGGUUCUCCGGGAAUUCCUGGACAACAACAGCAACAGCAGCAGCUAUUACAAGAUCCGAAUAGUGGUUCUUUACUUCAUGGGUUGCCACCAAAUCUUCUAAAUUCUGUGCAAAUGCCAUCUGAGGCUUAUUGGGCUCGUCCUCCUCCUUAUUAAUCAAACAUAAACUAUGUUUUUUUUUUCCUUCUUUUUCUUCAUCAUUUCUUUAAAUCAAUCACCGCUUCAUUCUUC